AUGCUCCGCCAAUGUUGCCGCAGUAGAGCUCUAGCUGCUCUACGUCCUCGGAUACCACAGUCGCAAAGGGUGGGACAAAGCCUAGCUCUACUUCAGAAGCAAAGAUGCGGAUCUCAACUCUCGUCGAGUCGCCAGGUUCGCUACUUGUCAACAACCCAAACAAAGGGUGCUCAAGACGAGUCAACACAUGCACAGUUGUCUGAGGAGUUCAAGGAGUGCUUCGCAUUUCCUCAGUUGUCGCCCCCCGAGACUUGGAGUACACAAGGAAGCCAGAUUGUCGUUAGCGGACACAUCGGUCGAGCUAGGAAGGUCGGCAAGAAUCUUGCCUUCGCCCACGUAGAACGAAACGGAGAACGGAUAGGACAAAUCUGUGCAAAGGGCGAAAAUGCUGCUAUUCUCAGCAAAAUUCGGCCUUUCAGUGCGGUGCUCGCCUCAGGUGUUGUUACGGAAGCCUCCAGCGCCACGCGGUUCGAGAUUGAUAUGGAGUCGAUACAAUACCUCAACCCUUUCCCCAAAGACAUCAUCAUUGGCCCAGAUACGGUCUUCCCGCCAGAGCAGCGCCACUUGCAGUUGCGUUUCCAUGAGAAGUUGAGGGAAAGACUGCGCUUUCGUGCUCAACUGAAGUCAUCUCUGGGCCAUGCAAUGGUAGAACGGGAUUUCAUGGACGUAGAAACGCCGAUCCUGUUCAAGUCAACAUCCGAGGGUGCAAGGGAGUUCAUUGUGCCUACUCGCCGUCCAAAGUACGCCUAUGCCCUGCCACAGAGCCCUCAGCAAUACAAGCAGGUUCUGAUGGCUUCUGGUAUGGCGGGUUACUACCAAUUUGCGCGGUGCUUCCGUGACGAAGACCAUCGUGCUGAUCGCCAGCCCGAGUUUACUCAGCUGGAUAUGGAAAAGUCAUUUGCGACGGGCAAGAAUAUUAUGGAGGACGUUGAGUACGUCGUUGGGAAGGCGUGGGAAACCAUGCGAGAGCAGUACGUCAUGGAGGUUGGGGAAGAUUCAUUUGCGCCAGUCAGGAAAGCAUCGCUCCAGGAUUGGAAGCAGAGUAUUCAAGACAGCGCAAAUGACAAUGCAAAGGCGCCAUUCUACCAAGAAUACCCCGCCAUCACCACCCCAUUCUUGAGAAUGAAGUACACCGACUGUAUGGAUUUGUAUGGUUCUGACAAGCCAGACCUGCGUAUACCCAACAGGAUCUGCCGAGUUGAUGAGAGUCUGAACAAGGGUUUUGUCAGCAUGAUCACCGACCUUGAGUCGCCCAUCGUUGAAACAUGGAAGAUUAGUCCACAUGAGGACGCUGACAGACGAGAUGUUUGGAAGUUUGUGACCGAGUUUAUGGAGAACCUGCCCAAGAGCUUAUCCGAAAACCCCGAUGGCGCCCCCACGGCCUUGAUGUUCGACAGCAGCAAACCCCUUAACGGCUUCUCUGCGUUGGGUCCCGAGGGCUUGGACAGCAUCCUUCCCUUCCUGCCUGAAGAUUCGGGCUUCUCAUCUCUGGAGAACGGCGAUAUCGUACUUUUCCAGGCACGCAAGGACCAGCCACAACAAGGAGGCUCCACGAAGCUGGGCGAGACCAGAAUCGCCUUGUACCAUGCUGCUGUGGAAGCUGGCCUUAUCGACAGAAGCGACUCUUUCAAGUUCCUUUGGGUCACAGAUUUCCCCAUGUUCACCCCCGAGGAGGAGGGUGACGUGGGCCAGGGCGGCGCAUCGGGCUUUUCUGCUACCCAUCACCCCUUUACCGCCCCUCACUCCGAGGAGGACUUUGAGCUGCUCUUCAAGGAUCCCUUGAGAGCCAAGGCUGACCACUACGACCUCGUUCUCAACGGUGUGGAGCUCGGCGGUGGAAGCCGUCGUAUUCACAUUGCUGAAAUUCAGGAGUUCAUCUUCCGUGAUAUCCUCAAGAUGAGCCAGGACAAAAUCAAGGAAUUCUCGCACCUCCUGAAAGCUCUUCGUGCAGGAUGCCCACCGCAUGCGGGCUUCGCUAUCGGCUUUGAUCGGUUUGUGGCCGUACUGAGCGGAUCCUCUUCUGUCCGGGAUGUGAUUGCGUUCCCCAAGAACAACAACGGUGUCGACGAGUUUGCCGGGGGGCCCGGUAAGAUGACGAAGGAGCAGUUACAGACAUAUAACCUGCAGUUCCGCAAGAAGGAGUAA
Molecule: messenger RNA, 2145 nt
Organism: Colletotrichum truncatum
Lineage: Eukaryota; Fungi; Ascomycota; Sordariomycetes; Glomerellales; Glomerellaceae
Product: aspartyl-tRNA synthetase (tRNA synthetase class II)
Biological process (GO): aspartyl-tRNA aminoacylation
Cellular component (GO): cytoplasm
Molecular function (GO): ATP binding; aspartate-tRNA ligase activity
Source: RefSeq, a predicted model, not a curated record